Sphaerodactylus townsendi is the source of this 4156-nucleotide messenger RNA. RefSeq names its product proline rich transmembrane protein 1 (gene PRRT1). The coding region runs from base 264 to 941 and encodes 225 amino acids. Lineage: Eukaryota; Metazoa; Chordata; Lepidosauria; Squamata; Sphaerodactylidae. The transcript is spliced from 4 exons. Gene Ontology annotation, cellular component: membrane. The record is from RefSeq and is a predicted model, not a curated record.
UGCCUGCCCCUUUAAGUUCCCCUCUCGUGUGUCUCCUUUUCUGUUCCAUUGCCGCUCAUCAAUAGGAAGAGCAUCGUUGCAGCCAGGCGAAGACCGCGUGGCUCGUGCAAGGCAGGGAGAGGAGCGGGGGGAAAGCAAAGCAGACAGGAGGCGGGGAGGAAGUUUCACUUGGGGGGGGUGACGCAGAGGCUUUUCUCCCUCUGCUGGGUCUCUCCCCCACCCCCUCCCCCAUUUUGGUGGAAGCCACGUCAAGAGCAGCAGAGAUGUCUUCCGAGAAAGCAGGCCUCCCUGAUUCUGUCCCCCACACCUCUCCCCCACCGUACAAUGCCCCCUUACAACCCCCUCCGCCACCCCCACAGGAUGCCCCCAUCCCUGGUUACAGUGACAUCCCUGCCACAGCCAUACACUCGGGCACCGCCACCCUGCCCAGACUCGGAGGGGCUGCCACACUUCCUCGUCCUCCCCCAUCUUCCGCCACCCUUCCCCGUCCUCCUCGCCACCAUUCAGCCACCCUGCCCCGCCUUCCCCCCGACCCUUACAUGCAGGAGACUCAGUUCAACGGGGCGCCCCAAGGCUAUGUCGUUCAGACACAUCCGCCUGUCGGCACCCUGCCAAUCGGAGGGUAUAUGCACCCGGGAUAUCCGGUCCAGCUUCAGCCUUGCACAGCUUAUGUACCAGUCUACCCUGUUGGGGCGUCGUACCCCCAGGGCAAUCCUCCUCCACCACCGGCUAUGUCUCCAACACAGGUGACACCUGGCAUUGCUGUCCUGGAACCGCGCCGCCCGCCGCACGAUUACCUUCCCAUUGCUGUCCUCACCACCUUCUGCUGCUUCUGGCCCACGGGCAUCAUUGCCAUAAUCAAGGCUAUACAGGUGCGGACCGCGGUCGCCAACGGUGACAUCGUCACAGCAGAAAUCGCCUCUACUUGGAGGUCUGCAUGAAUCCUCCCUUCAUCAGCUCUGGAGUGUGGGCAUCACACCAUGACCUUGUGCACCAUCCUCACUGUGGUGAUCAUCAUUGCUGCUCAGCACCACGACAACGACUGGGGACUCCCCUCAGAAGGACCGACUGCAUUGUUUUCGGCCUACUCCUGUACUCACUUCAAGUAACUGGUGGCAUGCACAGGCCUCAAAUCCCUGGAUAACCAUCAAAGGUUCCAAUGAUGGUCCUUGGCAACCACGGCUCCCCUGAAGUUUUUAGCAGCUGUCUCCUCCCCUGGCAACAGUUACUUGGAAAACACUGGGCAACGGUCUCCCGCACAGUCCUUGGCUACCGUUGCCUCUGCGAAUGGCUCAUACUCAGCAACAGACUUCCAGAUGACUGCGAUCAGACUGAAUUUUGAUGCACAUACACACACCCCUAGGUGGCCGGGUCUUCCCAUAAGGGUCUAGUAAAUCUAAUCUUUUCCUCUCAUUCACGUUUAAUUAGAACAUUUUGGCUCGGCUUCCUUUCUCAUUCAAGGAGUAGGUCUCCUAUUUCUAGUAAUCCCUAUUGCCACCAUCUUCCUCCUGCUGCGUUUGCAUGCACAGUGCCACUGACUUCCAGAAUAAUUUUUUAAAAAAAAUCCCUGCUGCCUCAAUCCUGGUUGGGCUCUGCCUCUGUUCUCUCUACCCACAGUCUUGCAUCAGCUACUCAGCAAGUUUAGGAAGGCCUGCCUCUCCUAUGCUCGACCGGUGUUUGUGACUAGUGAAAUGCAAACAAGUCGUGAUCUCUUCAUGGCCAUGGUGUUCUGCAACUGCCCCCCCCCCCCCGAGUUCUGGACUUGGAAGAGGCCUUAUAGACCACUGAGUCCAAGCUCUUUGGAAAUGUAAAGCUUCGUUAUUCCCCACGGGUGGCAGUCCACCCACUGUUUAAAGACCUCCACCCAAGGGAGGGCCCCCUUCUAUAAAACUGGUUCCAGGGCAAACCUGCCGAUAUGGCUAAGAAUCCUGUAACGCUUUCCUCUUGCACCUGCACCUCUAAGGCAGGUGGCGCCGCCUAAUUCGUGGGCGUUUUGUGUCUGCCUCUUCCUAGUUUUUGAUCCUUAUCAGACUUCCUAGCUGUUUGGGAGGAGAGCAGCGCAAUUGCUUCUGAGUUGUUCCUUUUCUUAAUCCCUUUGGAUUAAGAGUUGUUCCCUUUGGAGGACAGCAGCGCAAUUGCUUCUGAGUUGUUCCCUUUCUUAAUCCACAUUCAGGAUAACAGUGGAAACAACUGUUGUGGAAUUAGGAAAGAAAACUAACUUUCUCCUUGUUCCUCCAACCGUUAGGGUUUAGCAAGCUAGCUGCCCCCUGCUUGCCACAGGACCUUUAAGGAGUCCCUUUUCUGUACAGCUUUAAGCAAUCCCCCCUUUUCAUCCCAGCAGUGGCGUAUCUACCUAGGGACAAGGGGUACCCCUUGUCUCCGGGCGCCACUCUUCUGGUCACGUGGGGGGCGCAAAAUUGGCCCCCCCACGUGACCAGGAAGUCCUGCUGCCUUGUCGUUUUCGCAUGCCUCAACCGAUCCGUGUCAGUCGACGGGGAAGGGGAGGAAACGACGAAGCACGAGGACUUCCUGGUCACGAGGACUUCCUGCUGCCUCCAAGCACCCUCAACCCCCCCAGGGGGUGGAGCCCGGGGCAUCAGGGGGCAGAGCCGGGGGGGCUCAAUUUGUCUCCAGGCGCCAUUUACCAAUGAUGCGCCUCUGCAUCCCAGCCAUCUUGCACUACUCUUCCUUUAUAAUUAUCUUUUUUUUUCUUGAGAAAAAUGAAAGACAGAAAAGGUAACUAAGACCUUUAUUCUCCUUUCUUCAUCUUUAUGCUUUCUUAUGGAUUUUAUAAACGCUUGUGCUAAAUGACAAACAUACCCCUAACUAGCCAUCACGGCAAUCUUACAAGGCAGGUUAGGUGAAGAGAGUUUAUACACUGCUGAGGCUAGUCCAAUCUUGUUGGCUCUUGGAAGCUAAGCAGGGAAUGCCUUGGCCAGGGAGUAGACCAAGCAAGCCCAGCUUUGUCACACAGAAGCAAGCAAUGGCAAACCACCUCUAAAUGUUUCUUGCCUUGAAACCUUCUUGAGGGUUAGCCAUUAAGUUGGCUGCAGCUUGGGAACAAAAAUAACCCAAAAGUUCAUUGAAGCACAUGGGCUUAGAAGGGUCUAACCCUGCUUAAAGAUGGCCAAUGUUAAUAAUUUUAUUUAGAUAAGAAGAAUUUGGAUUUAUACCCCACCUUUCUCUCCUGUCGGGAGGCUCAAAGGGGCUUACAAACUCCUUUCCCUUCCUCUCCCCACAACAGACACCUUGUGAGAUAGGUGGGGCUGAGAAAGAUUUGAGAGAACUGUGACUAGCCCAAGGUCACCCAGCAGGCUUCAUGUGUAGGAGCAAGGAGACAAAUCAAGACAAACCCGCCACUCAUGUUGAGGAGUGGGGAAUCAAACCCGAUUCUCCAGAUUAGAGUCCACUGCUCUCAACUCCUAUGCCAUGCUGGCUCUCAGCUCUGAAAAGCCCAUCCGUCAUUGCCAAUUAAUGCGCAAGGUUCCAUACAUGAAACCACACGAAAAUAACACAUCAAGCUUUUUUAAAAGGGGAAAAUGAGAUGGGGCUGAGAAAAGUUGCAUUUUAGGGAAUCCACCACAGCAGAUUUUCUGCAAGCUACCAGAGAACAAAAAGUCAUCAGGCACUCUUUAAAAAAAAAAUAUUUCAGAGGAGUGGGGAAGACCACUUACUGUCUACCACAAAAAGUCUGACUUCCCCCUCUGACAUGGGGUGUUAACGGUGGUAUAUCCAAUCAGAGGUAUGUCUGACCAGACUGAGAUUCCAGGUAAGUGACUUGUGUCGGGCAGCUUUGGAUCACACCUGUUUCAGGCUACAGUUGUGGGAAGUAACAUUUUUACACAUUCUCCCCCCAAGUCAACUGCACCUUGCGUGCAUGUUUAGCUGAGGGAGAGAUCAGUUAUCAGGAGACGACUCAUCUGGGUUCAGGUGAAAAGAUUUCCGGCUGUUCUAUCAUUCCCGGUGCCUCUCCCCAAAAACCUUUGUGCCAAACCCACAUUCUGUGACAUGGAAAACAAAACAAAACAGAAACCUCCCCGGUUCUUUCCCCCACUUUUUCUUGGAUGUUGGACUCUGUGGUUAUAUUAUUAUCUCUGUUGCAAGUGACAUGGUUACAGAAUCUCGAUUACUUAAUAAAGAUACUUGAUUCUCAGUA